Molecule: messenger RNA, 3038 nt
Organism: Bubalus bubalis (water buffalo)
Lineage: Eukaryota; Metazoa; Chordata; Mammalia; Artiodactyla; Bovidae
Gene: EFCAB14
Product: EF-hand calcium binding domain 14
Exons: 11
Coding region: 1005-2489 (494 amino acids)
Molecular function (GO): calcium ion binding
Source: RefSeq, a predicted model, not a curated record
GCGGUGCCGGCGGCCGCUGCCAAAGGGGAAGUGAGCUGGGGCUGAAGCGAUGGCUCGGGUCUGGUGCCUGCGGCCACAGCCGCCGCCGCCACCAGCGACUUGGGAGCAGCUGCGGCCGCAGCCGGAGCGGGGGCCGGAGUCGCGGCUGGAGUGGAGGCGGCGCGUGUGAGUUGCCGAGAGUCGUCCGUACCGGAACACCUCAAACUCGGCGGGAGCGCUUCAGGUGGGCUGAGCCGCGGUCACCCCUCCUCACCGCGCCCCCAGGCCCGGACAGCAGGGCUGGGGUCUUCCCAGGCGCGGGACUGGCUCCUCUCAGGCCGAAUCCUCCAGGCUGGGCUCUGGGUCUUCCUUGGCCUCUGACCCCCUUCAAACUCGGGACGGAGGCCGGAGGACGGUGAUCUUCUCGGACUCGGGCAUUUUCUCUGUCAGGGUUGUAGUGGCUGGGAGCCCCCUCCUGCUGCCAUCUAGGGAGAGACCAGCGCGUUCCCACCGUCUUGCUUUGCAUCUCCCCGUGUGUUCCCAUUCAAGAACCAAGUUUCUUGUUUUUUUCUUCAUUGGAAAUCCUGCCCCGGAAGUCCGAAACACCUAUCUGUGUGUCCUUUCCAGCUCCUGGAGUACCUUUAGAAAUACUGUCUGCUGACCAGGGUUCAGAAUCUCUUAUUCUUGACUUGACUUUUUAUCCUGAGAGACAAAAGUUGCUCCUCUCCCCAGUACCCUCUUAAGUAACUGGCACUCCAUGCAUAGGCCUUUACCCAUUUGGAUCACCAGCUCCCUGGCCAUCUCUAUGUGACUUGCCCCAUUCAUCUGAGUUCCAGUUUCCUCUGGAGUCCAAUCUCCAGCCCCUAGCGUAUCUGGUCAGUCCCACCCCUGGGUGGGAGUGACCAGAGGGCUCUGGCCCAGGAUUCCUCACCCUGGAAGGCAGCUCCAAGGCAGGGAGAGAAUUGGGUGUCGGGUACGAACCUGGCAGCUCAGGAGUGGGUGCUCCACUUACCCCACACAAGAAGAUGAAAAAGCGCAAAGAGCUCAAUGCAUUGAUCGGCUUGGCUGGGGACAGCCGGAGAAAGAAACCCAAGAAAGGCUCAGGCCACCGCCUGCUUCGCACGGAGCCUCCUGACUCAGACUCCGAGUCCAGCUCAGAAGAGGAAGAGGAAUUUGGUGUAGCUGGAAAUCGCUCUCGCUUUGUCAAGGGAGACUAUUUACGAUGCUGCAGGAUCUGUUAUCCCCUCUGUGCGUUUGUCAUCCUUGCCGCCUGUGUUGUGGCCUGCGUUGGCCUGGUGUGGAUGCAAGUCGCUCUGAAGGAGGAUCUGGAUUCCCUCAAGGAAAAGUUCCGAACAAUGGAAUCUAAUCAGAAAAGCUCAUUCCAAGAAAUUCCCAAACUUAAUGAAGAACUACUCAGCAAACAAAAACAACUUGAGAAGAUUGAAUCUGGAGAGCUCGGGUUGAACAAAGUCUGGAUAAACAUCACAGAAAUGAAUAAGCAGAUUUCUCUGCUGACUUCUGCAGUAAACCACCUCAAAGCCAAUGUCAAGUCAGCUGCAGACUUAAUUAGCCUGCCUGCCACUGUAGAGGGACUUCAGAAGAGUGUAGCUUCCAUUGGCAGCACUUUAAAUAGUGUCCAUCUUGCUGUGGAGGCAAUACAGAAGACUGUGGAUGAACACAAGAAAACCUUGGAGCUACUACAGAGUGACAUGAAUCAGCACACCUUGAAGGAGAGCAAUGAAAGCAACCAGAUCAUUCCAUCACCUUCUGCUAUAUCUGAACUUGACAAUAAAACCCACAGUGAGAAUUUGAAACAGGAUAUCCUGUACCUUCACAGCUUUUUAGAGGAAGUAAACAGUGCCCGAGUGGGGUACCAGAGACAGAAUGAUCUUAAACUUGAGGGGAUGAAUGAGACCAUCAGUAAUCUUACCGAGAGAGUCAACUUGAUAGAAAGAGAUCUGGUUGCUAUGAGCAAAGUAGAAAAGCAGGCAAACCUGUCCUCCAGCACGGUGAAUGAUAGAGCUGCCACUCUGAAGAGAGAGUCUUUGCAUCAAGUCUCCAACAGAAUAAAGUCAGUAAAAUCCCAGGGCAUAAAGAAAGAAGAUAGUUCAGAUUCUCAGGUAUCUAAGCUUAGAGAGAAGCUGCAGCUGUUAAGUGCUCUCACAAACAAACCUGAGAGCAGCAGGCCUCCGGAGACUGCCAAUGAAGAGCAAGUACAGAAUUUCACAUCACAGCCAUCAACAUUGCCAAAAUUCCCACAGUCUCCUGGAGACCAGAUUGAGAAAGCUGUCCAGCUAAGACAUGUUUCCCUUCUAGGAAUUUCUAGCAUCGAAGAUCUUCAGGGCUUAUUCCAUAAGACUGGCCAGGAUGUGGAUGGGAAGCUGACCUACCAGGAAAUCGAGGACACCUUAGAGUCUGUUGGGCCAGAACCAGAGCGUUUAAGAGAGUUUGAUUCUGAUGGAGAUGGAAGAUACUCAUUCCUGGAGCUGAGAGCAGCUUUAGGUGUCUAGCCUCAUCAGGCUCAUUUCGGAAGUGGAUGUAUGCUGUGGACUACCUAUUAUCUGCUCAGUUAACAAAAACAACCCUUCUACCUACCCAUCAAUCCUCCAGUCCUCCAAACUACAGUAGCAGACACAUUGUCACCUUUUAACUUGUUUGAAAAAGCUAUAUAAAAGUUAUUUUUUUAAAAAAGACCAUUUUACUUAUUCAGAAAUCUAUGAUUUCCUGAAACCAGUAAGAUCUUAAUUUUAAACUUGCCGGAAAAAAAGUCAAGCCCUCUUUUUUUCUCUUUCCUUUUUCUGAGGGGAGGAGACCUUAUCUUUUAAAACUGGAAAAUGUGUAUAUAGAGAGACUAAGCCACCUUUUAUAUUUCACAUAAAUUUGCCUUAAAUUAGCUGCACUUUAUACAGACUCAGAAAAUGUCUUUCCUUUAACAGAUAGACCUUUUCUGUUUGUAAAUAUUUAAAGUGAAAGAGUUGUGCAUAUUUUGUGAGAAGUGGGGAAAAUGGUUUGAAACAGGAUGUGAACAAAUGACUUGUUAUUAAAAAUUGCUAAUCUUA